Messenger RNA from Saxophila tyrrhenica, 645 nucleotides. RefSeq lists its product as uncharacterized. The transcript is spliced from 2 exons. Lineage: Eukaryota; Fungi; Ascomycota; Dothideomycetes; Mycosphaerellales; Extremaceae. Gene Ontology annotation, molecular function: acetate transmembrane transporter activity. The record is from RefSeq and is a predicted model, not a curated record. The coding region runs from base 1 to 645 and encodes 214 amino acids. Gene Ontology annotation, cellular component: plasma membrane.
AUGGGCAACGGCGUAAAGCUACAACACAUCGAGAGCGAGGAGCAGCUGCAGAAUGCCCUGAGCAAGAGUAUGACGCUAUCACCGGAACCGUACGAGAAGAUCUACCUGAACCCGAAGAGGCCCGUUUCUGGAGACCUUCGCCAGACCUUUGCCAUCCCAACACCGCUGGGCAUCCUGCGCUUCACAGUCGCGCUCCUUCCACUUUCGAUUGAGUUGAUGGGCUGGCGCGGGUCAGGAGGAACCUUCGGAACUCCUACGACAACGUGCAAACCCGGCAAUGCGUUCUCUCCAGGCCCAACAUUCGCCGCCGAAUUCGGCUUCUACCCUCUGACUCUGGCCCUACUCUCCUUCCUCUUCAUGAUCUGCUCUUUACGCACCAACGCCAUCUUCGUCGUCCUUUUCAUCUGCGCUACUGCCGGUUUCGCGCUUGCUGCAGGAGGCCUGUUCUACACGGCCACAGGAGCGACGGCGACAGGGACGAACCUGACGAUUGCGUGCGGAGCGGCGUUCUUUGCGGCGGAUAUGUUAGGCUGGUACCUUUUGUUCGCUAUCAUGAUUGCAGUUAUUGAGCUGUCAGUGCCUGAUCUGCCAUUAUUCGAUCUGAGCUCUGUGAUCAAGGCGAGGCCACGGACGAAGCAAGAGUGA